This is a messenger RNA of Caenorhabditis briggsae, 627 nucleotides long. Lineage: Eukaryota; Metazoa; Nematoda; Chromadorea; Rhabditida; Rhabditidae. Bases 1 to 627 code for a protein of 208 amino acids. The record is from RefSeq and is a predicted model, not a curated record. The transcript is spliced from 5 exons.
AUGAAGUGGUGGUCCACGUGGAUGAUUCCACUCCUUCUUCUAAUUUUCAUGUAUUAUGAAUGUGAUGCAAAGAAGGGAGGACGUGGAUCAUCAUCGUCAGCGGUUGGAAGACACUAUUCUAGAAGCAAAUCAUAUUUUACUAGGAAAUUUUCAAAACCAGGAUCCAUCGAGCACACUUCAAGUUUUCGAUCAUUUGUCUUUGGGGCAACAUCCGGUUUGCUUUUAUUCAAUGCUGGAAGACACAUCAUUCAAGACUCGUCAGUGCCUAUUUCCUUUGGAAAUAGGAAAUACUACUGGGGCGAGCCGAAAUAUGUGCCAGACGAAGAGCUUCCAGUUCAAUGUAUCAAUAAAAUAGAUCCUCAAGAUCCGCAGUUCGGAAGGGUUUUCUUUGAUAACGAAUCUCGACCACAAGAAAUUGUGUAUGCCUGUCCAGCUGAUAACAAUUGCUGUGGAUAUGAUUGUUGUACUGAAUCAACGAUUUUCACUUCUAUUUUUGGCCUUCUUGUGAUCCUUCUCAUCGUUUCUGUCAUCAGUAUUUUCGUAAUUGAAGGAUUCCGAUGGUGUCUUCAUUUCACCUAUUUCUGUAAACACGGACAUGCUCGUGACUUUGAACCUCUCAGCAUCUGA